CGCUGAAGGAAGCUCUGAGAAACCUAAACAAAGGGAAGAAGAGGAAGAAGAAGACCAAGACGAAGCUUUGAUGAGAUCUAAACGACUCGUUUCACUCCAUGACUGCACAGUAAAUGCUUUCUGCAGAAAACGGCAUGAAUCUCAAUAUCUGGUUUGAAGCAGUUUCUGUGUGCUUGUGUGCUUCCUUGAGUUAAAGCCUCUGCAUGCAACUCUGGUCACUCCAUCAGUGAUAACUUUUUUACCAGAGAUUAAAAGAUCAAAAGGGACUUAUAUGUUGUUGGGGUUUGAAUGCUUUGGAGCUCUUAUAGUUGAUACAAGAAUUCCAAGCAAAAGGAAAUGGAAUGUAAGAGAGGAAAAGAGAAGGUUCCAGGCAAAGAAAAAAACGUAAAAACAGUAAGGAAAAUUAGAAUUGUGUACACUGACCCUGAUGCUACAGAUUACUCAAGUGAAGAAGAAGAAGAAGAUGAUAAGUUGUUGAGCAAUGGGUAUGAGUUAAGUGGUUGUUGCUCCAAGAGGGUUGUGAAGGAAAUCUUGGUUCCAUGCAUGCAAAGCAAGUUACAAGAAGAGAAUUCUUCAGAAGAUGUAAACAGUGAAAAGAUGAAAGCAAGUGCAAUCCAUUUUUCAAGUAGGAGGAUGAGGAAACCAUCAAGCAUGUACAAAGGUGUUCAACGUAGGAAAUGGGGGAAAUAUGUGGCAGAAAUUAGAGAUCCUAUUCAAGGGUUGAGAGUGUGGCUUGGUACAUUUGAUACUGAACAAGAAGCUGCUAUGGCUUAUGAGAGAAAGAAGAAUGAGUUUGAAAGCUCGAGAAAAAGGGAUGAUGCAGUGGCUUUUGACAGUUCCAAAGAAGUGUUGUUUCAUGCAUCUCCAUCAUCAGUGCUUGAUGUCUGCUGCACUACAAAAGCUUCACUAGAUGUUAGUGACCCGAAUGAUUCAGUCAAAGAAAAGUUCAAUGUGGAAAAGGUUGGUGAAGAUGUGGAACCAGUUAACAGUGAAGAUAAUUCAACACAACUUUUGCUGGAGGAGCCAGUUAUGGCAUCAUUGUUUGGUUGUGAUGGUUUCUAUUUGGAUGAAGCAGAGAAAAGGGGAAUUUUGCUUGAUAAUGAGUUUUAUAAUUUCUUGGACAAUGACAUCAAAGGUGGUUUUAUGUGGAAUGUGGAACAUGGAGAAGCCACUGUUCUUCCCCCUGUGGACAGUGCUUUUGAUGAGUUAGCUUGGAUUGAUGAAACUCUAGAUUGGGAAAGCUCAUAAAAUUUUUUAAUCACUUGUUUGGACCAGUUUUUACAUUAGUUUUUUCUGAAACAAAAAAUUCUUCGUAAGUCAAAAAUAUUAUGCAUAACUUACAGUUAACAAUUUAGAUAGCUGAAAAUAUUAUAGCAGAAGUUUAUGCAGAAACUCGUUUAAAUAGGUUACUGGCUGCAUGAGUUUUAGCAUAUUGCAUUUUAACUGUUGAGACUUGAGGCUUUAUUUCCAUUGUGAAGAACUUUGCUGCAGAUUGGAGAAACCGUUUUUGUAGUUUUUCAAUUUUG
Molecule: messenger RNA, 1526 nt
Organism: Vigna unguiculata (cowpea)
Lineage: Eukaryota; Viridiplantae; Streptophyta; Magnoliopsida; Fabales; Fabaceae
Biological process (GO): regulation of DNA-templated transcription
Molecular function (GO): DNA binding; DNA-binding transcription factor activity
Source: RefSeq, a predicted model, not a curated record